This is a messenger RNA of Symbiodinium pilosum, 1320 nucleotides long. The record is from the annotation of a GenBank genome assembly. Lineage: Eukaryota; Dinophyceae; Suessiales; Symbiodiniaceae.
AUGUCGGAACAGACAGCGGAAGAUCGGCAGAUCGAGCAAUGGAAGGUGAAACGCCUUGUUAAGAUGCUCGAUGCUGCACGCGGAAAUGGCACAUCUGCCAUUACACUUAUUCUCAAUUCCAAGCAGGACAUCAACCUGACAAACAAAAUGCUGACGGAGGAGUACGGCACUGCGUCAUGUAUCAAGUCACGGGUAAACCGCUUGUCGGUGCUGUCAGCUAUUACAUCUACCCAGCAGCGUUUGAAGAAGUACAACCGUACUCCGCCGAACGGCCUCAUCAUUUUCUGCGGCGAAGUUCUGACGGAGGACAACAAGGAGAAGAAGCUGACGAUCGACUUUGAGCCGUUCAAGCCCAUCAACACUUCCAUGUACCUGUGUGACAGCAAAUUUCACACUGAACCCUUGGCUGAGCUCAUGGAGGAUGACGACAAGUUCGGGUUCUUGAUCAUGGAUGGUAACGGCUCCCUAUUCGGAACUGUGCAGGGAAACCACCGUGAAAUCUUGCACAAAUUCACCGUGGAUUUGCCAAAGAAGCACGGCCGAGGAGGACAGUCUGCUUUGCGUUUUGCACGCCUCCGACUAGAGAAGAGACACAACUACGUCCGGAAAGUUGGAGAGACAGCGACGCAGAUGUUCAUUCCAAAUGGCGAGACCCCCAACAUCAAGGGUCUGAUUGUUGCAGGUUCCGCUGAGUUCAAGCAAGAUCUGACGACAAACACAGACCUUUUUGAUCAGAGACUGGCAGCCAUUGUGAUUCCUCCACUUCUCGAUAUCAGCUACGGUGGCGAAGCUGGCUUCAACCAGGCAAUUGAGCUGUCAGCAGAGACGCUUAGGAACGUGAAGUUCGUCCAAGAGAAAAAGUUGGUCACAAAGUUCUUGGAUGAAGUCGCCACAGACUCUGGUCGAUAUUGCUUUGGGAUCAAGGACACUAUGCAGGGCUUAGAAGCCGGUGCUGUGGAGACCCUCAUCAUUUGGGAGCAGCUGGACAUCAAGCGACUCGUGAUUCGGAAUCCUCACACAGACACUGAGGAAGUCAAGUACGUGACUCCCGAACAAGAGAAGGAUCCAAAGCUCUACGUCGACAAGGAGACGAACGUAGAGCUGAACGUGACCGAGAAUGAAGCAUUCUUGGAUUGGAUAGUCGUGAAUUACAAGAACUUUGGUACCAAGCUAGAGUUCAUCUCCGAUAGGUCGCAGGAGGGUAACCAGUUUGUCAAGGGCUUUGGCGGGAUUGGCGGGCUCAUGAGAUAUCAGCUUGAGUUUGACAUGCUGGAGGAGCCCGACUUCGCAGAAGCGGACAGUGAUGAUGAUUUCAUGUAA